Molecule: messenger RNA, 1254 nt
Organism: Coprinopsis cinerea okayama7#130
Lineage: Eukaryota; Fungi; Basidiomycota; Agaricomycetes; Agaricales; Psathyrellaceae
Product: glycosyl hydrolase family 88
Exons: 1
Coding region: 1-1254 (417 amino acids)
Biological process (GO): carbohydrate metabolic process
Source: RefSeq, a predicted model, not a curated record
AUGCCACCUCUUUUGACUACUGUGCUCUCGCUGUCCGUGCUCCUGCACGCGUCUCGCACUUCCAUCGCCUGCUCAACGGAAAAAGCGAUCCCAUUUUCGCCUGGCUUCGACAUCGAGAAGGUCGUCUCUCUCGCUCAGAAACUCCCCGGCCACUCAUGGGAACAUGGCGUCACUGCUCAAGCUCUACUUGAGUUGUUCGAUCCCGAGUUCUCGAUUUUCGGCAACGCCUCGAUGCCCACACCAAAGCUCUCAAAGUCGACCGUCAAGUCGCUCUCGUACGCUGCGAGGAACAUCAAGUUUGGCAAGGAUUCCGACGCAUUGGCGCCAGGUGGCGGCGCAUCAGCAGAUCCUUCGAGCUUGGGCGUGUCGGCUGUCCUUCUGGGUAUGACGGAACCUGUCUACCUUGAUAAGGCAGCGGAAACGAUUAACUACCUCGUGAACAAAGCCCCUCGCCAAUGGAACGGAGCGAUAUCCCAUCGCAGGGACAUCGUUGAAAUUUGGUAUGUAGAUCAGCUGUCGUAUUUCCCUUCCCAUUACUCACAUUCCCCUAGGGGCGACUUCGUCUACAUGGUCCCUCCAUUCCUCGCCUACUAUGGUGCUCAUACCAAUAACGAGACACUCCUCUUGGAAGCAGUUAACCAGUGCCGGUACUAUCGACAAACCCUUCGGGCCAACACCACUGCACCCUACCAGGGCACCUGGCAUCACAUCAUUGGUCCCCAAAGUGCCGACUGGGGCCUCUGGUCCACCAGCAACGCCUGGGCAGCAGCUGGUAUGACCCGAGUCCUCGCCACUGUCCUCAAAACCCCCAUGCGACCCGCCUGGCGCGACUCCGUCGCAACCGAACUCAACUGGUGGAUCCGGGAGAUGGUUGAAGGCGCAAUGAACUCACCGAUGGACGGUGGUCUCUUGCGGAACUACCUCAAUGAUGUUUCGAGUCCCCGCGGGUUCGGAGAGAUUUCUGGGAGCUCGUUGCUGGCGGCUGUGGUGUACAGGAUGGCCAUUUUGCGCCCCAAGACGUUUGGAGACAAGUACGUCCAGUGGGCCGAUGGCAUCCGCAAGGUGUUGGGGAGGAAUGAUGCGAGAGGGAAGCCUCACGUCAAGGCAGACGGUGUCGUCACUCCUGCUGUUAACCCUCUGAACUGGCGUGACCCUGUCCCGAUGACCACCGGGAGUCCUGAAGGGCAAGCUUUCGUUGUUUUGAUGUACGCAGCUUGGAGGGAUUGCGUUUUCGCAGGCAAAUGCCAUCGUUGA